Molecule: messenger RNA, 1458 nt
Organism: Oryza brachyantha (malo sina)
Lineage: Eukaryota; Viridiplantae; Streptophyta; Magnoliopsida; Poales; Poaceae
Product: beta-glucuronosyltransferase GlcAT14A
Cellular component (GO): membrane
Molecular function (GO): glucuronosyltransferase activity
Source: RefSeq, a predicted model, not a curated record
UACACUGGCUUGGCUUGACUCGAGUAAUACAGUUGCCUGCACGGGGCAGGGCGGCGCGGGGGCGGGGCCCAUGAGAUGAGAUGAGAUGAAGCCCGCCGCUGCCGCCGCCGUCGACCGCCGCUGGCUGCUCCCGCUCGCCGUCGGCUCCGCCCUCUCCCUCCUCCUCCUCGUUCUCCUCACCACCAUCCCUCUUCCCCUCCCCUUCUCCUCCUCCGCCGCCUCGCGCUCCCCCAACCCCACCCUCUUCGUCGAGCACAAGCUCUCCCCCUCCCCUCCCCCCUCCUCCUCCACAUCGCAGUCGCAGCCCCCACGCUUCGCCUACCUCAUCUCCGGCUCCGCGGGCGACGCCUCCGCUCUCCGCCGCGUCCUCCUCGCGCUCUACCACCCCAGGAACCUCUACAUCCUCCACCUCGAUGCCGAGGCGCCCGACUCCGACCGGGCCAACCUCUCCGCGGACCUCGCCGGCCACCCGGUCAUCGCCGCCGCCGCCAACGUCCGCGUCGUCGACCGGGCCAAUCUCGUCACCUACCGCGGGCCCACCAUGGUCGCCAACACCCUGCACGCCGCCGCCGCCUUCCUCUACAAGGAAGGGCAAGGGCAAGGGGACCCGGCCUGGGACUGGUUCAUCAACCUCUCCGCCUCCGAUUACCCGCUCGUCACGCAGGAUGAUCUGAUCCAUGUCUUCUCCAACCUGCCUCGCGCUCUCAACUUCAUCGACCACACCAGCAACAUUGGGUGGAAGGAGUAUCAGAGGGCAAAGCCAGUGAUUAUUGACCCUGGCCUCUACAUGAAGAAGAAAUCCGAUGUCUUCUGGAUACCGCAGCGGCGGAGCGUCCCAACUGCCUUCAAGCUCUUCACAGGGUCUGCUUGGAUGGCGCUAUCUAAGUCAUUUGUCGAAUACUGCAUAUGGGGCUGGGACAACCUUCCUCGCACUGUGCUCAUGUACUAUGCCAAUUUCAUCUCUUCACCAGAAGGCUACUUCCACACUGUGGUCUGCAAUGCUGAGGAGUUCAAAAACACCACGGUGAACCAUGACCUGCAUUACAUAUCAUGGGACAACCCUCCAAAGCAGCAUCCACACUACCUCACAAUUGAAGACUUGGACAGGAUGGUUGCUAGUGAUGCACCAUUUGCUCGGAAGUUUCAUGCAGAUGACCCGGUUUUAGACAAGAUAGAUGCGGAGAUCCUGUCCCGUGGGCCGGACAUGCUGACUCCCGGAGGAUGGUGUGGAGGAACACGAGAAAAUGGAAGUGACCCUUGCUCUGCCAUUGGGAAUACCAGUCUCCUUCAGCCUGGUCGUGGAGCUGUACGACUGCAGCGGCUUAUGACGUCGCUCCUGUCAGAGGAGAAGUUUCACCCAAGGCAGUGCAAGUGAUGUGUUUCUGACUCAAGGCUCUAUGCAUUAGACUGCUACUGGUGAUACAUGGUUGUUCUGACUCAAUAGUUCACCAUUUUGUC